Messenger RNA from Alternaria burnsii, 510 nucleotides. RefSeq lists its product as uncharacterized. The transcript has a single exon. Bases 1 to 510 code for a protein of 169 amino acids. The record is from RefSeq and is a predicted model, not a curated record. NCBI's taxonomy places the organism in Eukaryota, Fungi, Ascomycota, Dothideomycetes, Pleosporales, Pleosporaceae.
AUGGAAAAAAACUUAAUAGAAAAAGGGAUAAAUCCCUCUGAGCAAUUCAAUCUUGAAGAUCGUUCAGAUACAGAGUCUUAUUCUUCUUUUUACAGCUCGGAUAAGAGUCAAUCAUCCAACAAUUCUCAAUCUAGAAGUAAGAAACGUAUAAAAUAUUCAGAUGUAGAUAAUAAUUUAAACUUUCCUUUAGGGUUUAUUGGGUUCAAUCUUAUACCGGUAGUACGUAUAUUAUCCUUUAUAGUUUCAACUAUUUUAGUAUUAAUUAUACAUUUAAAUAUAUUACCUAUUUUAGAUAUGUGGUUUUAUAUAGAUUUAAGACUAUUCUUUACUUUAUUUUUAAUGGUUAAUUUAGCUAAACUUAUGUAUAAAUGGUAUAACACGGCGAUUAAUAUUUAUAAUCAUUACUUGAACAAAGAUUAUCUGACUAUAUAUUUUAAUAUUUAUUUUUCUAUUGUUACAGUGUUAUUAUAUUUUAGUAGUAAUAGUGAUAUUUGUAUUUUUUAUUGUUAA